AUGCUUCCAAGGUUCUCAAUAUUUCAACAAGAAUACAAUGUGGGUGGACUAAAGACUCCUGUGAUCGAGCACAUGCUGGAAGCAAGGUUAAUGACCAUCUUGAUCAAACUUAUAACUAGAGACAAUUUAUGGUCAAAGUUUGAAAGGAUGGCUGGAAGAAUGGAAAAUCUAUGUGAAGGCUUGGAAAAAAUUAGAAGAAAAGGUGAACACAAGUUCAGACAGGUGGCUAUGGCCUCCGCAAAAAUAAAGAUAGCACAAAUAAAAGGUGAAGAAUAUUUGGUUAAAAAAGCCACAGAUUUUUUAAGAGGCAAAUUUCUGAAGCCAACAUUAACCCUUUUAAACCAAGGAGAGAAUGUUAUGAUGAGUAACUCCUGGAAGUGGCAUG
Messenger RNA from Ambispora leptoticha, 385 nucleotides. Lineage: Eukaryota; Fungi; Glomeromycota; Glomeromycetes; Archaeosporales; Ambisporaceae. The record is from the annotation of a GenBank genome assembly.